Exserohilum turcica Et28A is the source of this 759-nucleotide messenger RNA. RefSeq lists its product as uncharacterized. Lineage: Eukaryota; Fungi; Ascomycota; Dothideomycetes; Pleosporales; Pleosporaceae. The transcript has a single exon. The record is from RefSeq and is a predicted model, not a curated record. The coding region runs from base 327 to 518 and encodes 63 amino acids.
CCCGAGUGAGAUGAACAGUGUUUGACACCCAGACCAGGACUCGAGAUCGAAGCCAAACAUAUACACCAGGCCAAGGAGGGUUGUUGAGUCAACAGAUGGAUCGAUGGCUGGCUGGAUUCGGCGUCAAGAGAAGGGAUACUGUAUAGUUUGAAUUGGGAAGACGAAGGGCCGAUUGGGAAGUCACAACGCCGACAUGGAUGGUGUUGCAAGGAAGAGUGCCCGCAGAUCUCUAGGCAUCGAGAUUUCCCAACACUGGAUAGGAACCUAGACCUUGAUGGAUGGAUUGCCCCUGAGGUCAAUUUGCUCGCACAAAAAACGUCUUCACCAUGUGCGACGGCCAUCAAUGGCCACCUAUACUCGUAUGCCCCUGGACCCUCCAAGGUAUCCCUGACAGACUUGUACAGCCCGGAUGUGGUGGAUGUCCUCACAGCCUGUGCAGACUUGUACGCUUCAGCUCAUGGACCUACUUACAUAACUAUGCGGAAUCGGGGCUGGAGCAUACAAGCAUGCAUGCAUAGAUGAAAAUAAUACCUCGAUGAGCAAUGCGCUGCUGGCUUGUAGGCCCGCUGAUUGGGCUGUGAAGCCGCACCCCAGCAAAUCUAAAUUCAUGUUGAGCAGGGCGCGUGCUCAAACAGCGUUACGAACAUGUAGGAAAGCGGCAGGCCUAAAAACGGCGCAUCUUCCAGCCAACCGCGUGGCCCCCCCACAUAACAACCUAUACGACGAACGCUACUAUUUUUGAGCCCGACUUGUCGUGGC